Molecule: messenger RNA, 1212 nt
Organism: Anthonomus grandis grandis
Lineage: Eukaryota; Metazoa; Arthropoda; Insecta; Coleoptera; Curculionidae
Gene: Ciao1
Product: probable cytosolic iron-sulfur protein assembly protein Ciao1
Exons: 5
Coding region: 141-1154 (337 amino acids)
Biological process (GO): iron-sulfur cluster assembly
Cellular component (GO): cytosolic [4Fe-4S] assembly targeting complex
Molecular function (GO): protein binding
Source: RefSeq, a predicted model, not a curated record
UGGCUGUCAAAAAUAAUCAGGGAUAAGCAAACUUAUAAUUUUAUUUUUAUAGACUUGUAUUUCUUUAUAUGUUAUUUGUUGAUUUAUGUUUAUUGACUUUGUCGAUUAAUUCAUAAGUGAAAAAUUGCACUAGUCAUACUAUGGCAAAACUAGAGUUAAUCCAAACUUUAAAAAAGGACUCCGGAAGAGUGUGGAACCUCAGUUGGCACCCUAAAGGAGAUGCACUGGCUUCUUGUGGAGAGAACAAGACCAUAAAAAUCUGGGCCAAAGAUUUAUUAGGCAAAUGGAGUAAUAAAAUAGUGCUUACAGAUGGACAUAAGAGGACUAUACGACAAGUUGCAUGGUCACCUUGUGGAAAUCUUCUGGCUUCCGCCAGUUUCGAUGCAACAACGUGUAUAUGGGACAAACAGGGGGGACAGUUUGAAUGUAAUGCCACCUUAGAGGGUCAUGAAAAUGAAGUUAAAAGUGUGGCAUGGGCCAAGUCAGGUCAGUAUUUAGCCACGUGCAGUCGAGACAAAUCGGUCUGGAUUUGGGAGGUGGCAGAGGAAAAUGAAUAUGACUGCGCCGCUGUUUUAAAUGCACACGCCCAAGACGUUAAAAAAGUUGUUUGGCAUCCUCAAAAAGAUUUGCUGGCAUCUGCUUCAUAUGACGAUACAAUUAAACUUUUUAAGGAAGAUGCGAGUGAUGGGGACUGGGUGUGCUGUGGAACAUUAACCGGACAUGAAUCUACUGUUUGGAGUAUAAGUUUUGAGGCAAACGGUAAGAGGUUGGCCUCUUGCAGUGAUGAUUGCACAGUAAAAAUAUGGAAAGAAUAUCCACCAGGAAACCCUGAGGGGGUUGCAACGGUUGACAAUGAACCCACUUGGAAGUGCGUUUGCACGAUUUCUGGAAUACAUUCAAGAACAAUUUAUGAUAUCGAUUGGUGCCAUAACACCGGAUUAAUUGCGACAGCUUGUGGCGAUGACUCGAUAAAAAUAUUUAAAGAAGAUGACGAAUCAGACCCAAACGCACCCAGUUUUAGUCUUCUGUGUAACGUGGAAAGAGCCCAUAGUCAGGACGUGAAUUGUGUUACGUGGAACCCAGUGGUAAAGGGAGUUUUGGCGUCUUGUAGCGAUGAUGGAGAAAUAAAAAUAUGGAAUUUAACCGACUUGUAGAUUUGAUAUUUUUGGUGAUGUUUUAUUUUUAUUGUAAUAAAAGAAACUGUUAAGUUUA